Molecule: messenger RNA, 4339 nt
Organism: Liolophura sinensis
Lineage: Eukaryota; Metazoa; Mollusca; Polyplacophora; Chitonida; Chitonidae
Product: sodium- and chloride-dependent GABA transporter 1-like
Biological process (GO): nitrogen compound transport; sodium ion transmembrane transport; amino acid transport
Cellular component (GO): plasma membrane; neuron projection
Molecular function (GO): gamma-aminobutyric acid:sodium:chloride symporter activity
Source: RefSeq, a predicted model, not a curated record
GUACAUCUUUAAGAUUAAAUGCUUAGUGACAGGUUGGGUUAAGUGAUAUUCAAGUUGCGCUGGGCCUCAUCCUGUUAAACGUCUGUCUGGAUAAAAUUUCCACUGUUUAUUUGGAUAAAUUCUUGCUGAAUUUACGAGGCCGCUAACACAAGCAAGUGGAACUGACCACCCGCGUACUUUUUACGAUCAAGUUAAACGGCGAGCACUUCCAUGACCGCGCUCUUGAGAAUUUGCCGAAGAAGUAGGACGAUCAAGACUUGUGCAGAAAGCUAAGUUGUCUUAAAAAGCGAUUGUUUGCAUUUGACCACAAUGGAGAAAGACGGGAAAGAGACCAUGGAACUUAACAAUAUGCCCAAUACCAUGUAUUCUGCAAAUGGCCCACAGUCGUCAGACAAACGUCCCGUGGAAGUUCGAGUUAAUGACGGUUUGCCCGAACGAGAGCAAUGGUCAGGCAAAAUAGAAUUCAUUCUGUCAUGUGUUGGACAGUGUAUAGGUAUGGGGAAUGUGUGGAGAUUCCCUUACCUAUGCUACAAAAAUGGAGGAGGGGCCUUCCUGAUUCCUUUCUUCCUGACAGUUUUCAUGGGCAUCCCAAUGUACUUCAUGGAGCUUGCACUGGGACAAAUGUCGCGUGUGGGUGGCCUUGGAGUUUGGAAAAUUUGCCCUCUAUUUCAAGGUGUUGGAUAUGCAGCUUUGGUGGCGGCCGCUUGGCUCAAUACCUUCUACAUUGUCAUCAUAUCCUGGGCACUUUUCUACCUAUUCAGUUCUUUCACAUCCACGUUACCGUGGUCUACGUGCACGAACGAUUGGAAUUCGCUUUCCUGCCUUUCGGAAUAUGAUACUGACAAAUUUCCGUUCAAUUGUACAAAUGGGACAUCUUGGUUGGAAAUCGAGCCGUUAUCAGAUGUCAAUACCUCGUAUCUCCUCAGUAAUGUUUCGGACUUAAAUUGUACACGGUUUUACGAUCCAGAGAGAUUUUCAACACCCGUCAAAGAAUUCUGGGAGAGGAAUGUUUUGAAGGUCACGAAGGGUAUCGAAGAACCCGGAUCGGUUCGCUGGCACCUCGCACUCACACUCCUCCUGGCCUGGGUCCUCGCCUACUUCUGUAUCUGGAAAGGCGUGAAAUGGACGGGAAAAGUUGUGUAUGUGACAGCUGUCUUCCCCUACAUACUUUUGUUUAUCCUGCUGAUAAGAGGCCUAACUCUUCCUGGUGCCAUGAAGGGCAUAUCGUUUUACAUCUACCCAAAUAUGUCCAAGCUUCUAGACUCUCAGGUCUGGGUCGAUGCAGUUACUCAAAUUUUCUUUUCGUAUGGACUUGGUCUCGGCUCCCUUAUUGCUCUAGGGAGUUACAAUAAAUAUAACAACAACAUAUACAGAGAUGCCGUUGGAGUGUCAUUAUUAAACAGCAGUACCAGUGUGUUUGCUGGGUUUGUCAUCUUCUCUGUCAUUGGCUUCAUGGCACAUAAACAAGGAAAACCAGUGGAGGAUGUCGCUGCAUCAGGUCCAGGAUUGGCUUUCUUAGCCUAUCCGUCGGCUGUAAUGCAAUUGCCCAUAUCUCCGCUGUGGUCGUGUCUGUUUUUCCUCAUGCUGCUUAUGUUAGGGCUGGACAGUCAGUUUGUCACCAUGGAAGGAUUCUUCACUGCUCUCAUCGAUGAGUUCCCACGCUACUUUCGCCCUCACCGAGAGCUCUUCAUCGGGGCGGUUUGCUUUAUCUCCUACUUGGUGGGCUUAUCCAUGGUUACCGAGGGCGGUGUUUACGUUUUUGAACUGUUCAAUUACUACUCAGCAAGCGGUCCUGCAUUACUUUGGCUUAUGCUGUUCGAAUGCAUAGCUAUUUCCUGGGCCUAUGGGAUAAAUCGAUUUUACGACAACAUUAAGGAUAUGGUUGGGUACUACCCAAACAUGUACUGGAAAAUGGCUUGGUGUGUGACCACCCCCGCCAUAUGCAUUGGUGUGCUGUUGUUCAGUCUGAUAGUGUUCAAACCAACAAAGUACAACGAUUACGAGUACCCGACAUGGGGCCAUACCAUUGGGGCGUUUAUGGCACUGUCAUCUAUACUCUGCAUUCCUGUCUACAUGAUUUACAUUAUACUUGUCACACCAGGACCAUUUCCACAGAAACUCAAAGAUCUUGUGCGACCGCAAGUAAAUUUGCAGGCACCUGCACCUCACAACGACGAGCCCCCACCUUAUUCUGCUGUGACAGAAGGGGAGAUAACUCCACUGUAAUCUGCGACUUUGGUGGAUUUCGAAACUACGUGUUAGAGAUCAUUAUUGGAUCACAAUUCCAAGUUUUGCUGUUGUUUGCAUUAUCUACAAGACACAGGAUUAAAGAAUCAAAGGAACGAAUUUUGUGAGAGAGUCUGUGACAUAUCCAUUAUCUGGACCACAAUACUACGAUGAAUUCAGGGGGAUGGUCUUAAUGCCAAAACAGGUGUGGAACCGUGUCGAAGUUACCAACCAGCAUGCUAGCCACAAUGAUUGCAUUCUAUAUGCUGAAUUGAUGGAAACGACACAAGGUUUGACAGAUUUCAAUGGUAGUUUAUUUUGAUAUUGUUAAAUAAUAACCCAAGAAUAGAAGAGGAACUUAUAUACUAUGAACUACCGUAUCCCUGAGAGAAAGGUAACCUGUGAGGAAUCAAUACUCGUAUCUAAUCAAUGUUUAGCUGGAGAAGUAAGCAUUGCCAGUUGCCAGGGUAUUCUGUUGAUGGUGCAGUUUGGGGGAUAUAGUUUUUCAUACUUAGCCGUGGAGAUAACAUUUGUCAUGACCCUAUGGAAUCCGCAUUUUUGGAUGAAAAUUAAACAUUUCUCUCAUUCGUGGAGCUUCGGAGAGACGAGACAUCGUUGUAUUGGUGUGGAUUUGUUAGACUUCGGAAAUUGCAGAAAUUAGGAUAAAGGUUGACCACAAACAUACGAAUCUUUCAAAUGUGUAGUGUUUUUACAUCUUGUAACACAUCGUUUUGUAUCUUGAAUACUACUUAUAUAAUAUUUCUAACUUUAAUACUAAAUGUGUACACAGCAGUACAUAGAAAUACCAUUUACUUAUCUGAGUAUACCUGUUGCAUGAAAAUGACUGAGCAUAAAACAUUCUGAAAAUGUACAUGCGCGUGGUCUCUGAAAACGCAGUUGAACAUAUAACAAUGAGAACAUUAGAAAUUCUUACCAUGUCAGGGCAAUGUGAAAAAUUAUAAUAGCUGUGGUUUAGGCGGUAUCAUUACCAUGGGGCAUGAAAAAGUGUGGACGAAAAUCUUAGGCUACAUUAGAUUUUCGAGAUUUGAUGAAUAGCCGUUGAUGUACGGGUAUAGAGAUGAAAAAUACAUAAACACGCAAGAAUAUAAAUUACAGAGCAUUUACCAAACUGAACAAAAUGUGGCCAAAUUCUAGUUAUGUUAAAACUAAACGCACGUGGGACAAAACACCAUGUACAAAACGACAUUUUAUUAGUUAACACUCAUUAAAAUUUCCCUAUCUUUAAACACUGUAGAUUGUCACAUAUAUAGAAACAAAUCCCAUUCUCUGUACUGGGUGGCCUACAAUGUAAAAAUUCACAUUUUAAUUGUUACUUGCUUGGUUUUGAUGAACCAGUUGUUAAUUGUCGUGCAUAGGUGUAUAGAUCUGUUUUGAAAAUCAAGUAAAAUUUCACCACUUGUUACUUGUAAAAAAAAUGUUAAUGAUAUACUGUAUGAUAGACAUUUUGCAAUUUUAUACGACGUAUGGCAUAUAAUACAUUGAUUGUUAUGUCUGCAUGUAGUAAUAAGAGUUUAUAUAAGACUGUGAACAGUGGAGCAAAUAAAUAUAAUGUUCUCAGUAGACAUUUUCGUAAAACGUGCUUCGUGUAGUCUAAUGCUUGUUUGGGGAACUUUUAACCGAGUACAUGAUUUACUCGAUAACAUGUUUAUUUAAACAGGGCACAAUCAUACCUAGACAUAUCACGUCUUACAGUAACAAACAAAUUGCAUAAAGCGUUGUAGAAGUAUGAUAAAAUAAAGUAAGUGAGCCUUUGUGAAAGUGUCAAACUGAAAUCAUCACUGAUUUUUCUGUACAUUUACCGUAUCUGCAUGGUCUUGUAUUGAUGAAGUAAGACGUUAUUCAGUGUGAUAGAGUGGUUAAAUGCCAGAGCGCCCAUUAUAACUAAUUCUUGUGGAAAACGAUAUAGUUAUGUGAUUGUAUCAAGACGGUAGUAUCAGUAACAAUACAAUGUUUACAUGUUUAAUCCCUCUUAAAGUUUUAGGCUCUUGGAUGUAUUUUUUGAGUUCACUUGUGGAAAAUUGGAUGUGGUGCAAGUGCUAUAUGUAUUAGAGAAGGUUGACUGUAGAAAGAGAUUGUACCAUUCAAUAAAACA